CUCAAAGACGUAGCUAGGAGGCAUUUGUGUGCGUCUCAGGGAAAGAGAGAGAGAGAGAGAGAGAGAGAGAGAGAGAGAGAGAGAGAGAGAGAGAGAGAGAGAGAGAGAGAGAGAGAGAGAGUGACAGAGAGAGAGAGAGAGAGAGAGAGAGAGAGAGAGAGAGAGAGAGAGAGAGAGAGAAAGAAAGAGAGGGAGAGAGCUGGCUAAAUGAGUGUAGACCUCUCUAGCUGAUCCGGGAGGUUGUUUUGCCACUUAGCCCGUCAUGUGAUUGCCCUGGGCUUGUUAUCCUUCGGGUUUUCUUUUUUUUGUUAACUUGAUCUUCAGAAGCAGCCUACCUACCACCGCAGAGAAGCCAAGUAGGCUAGGACUUGUAAUCAAAUACCGCUGGUGCGAUUUUUAGUAGGGUAGGCUAGGGCUUCUGCGUUCCAGAAGGGUGGUGGACCCGAACACAAGCUUCCUGUGGAGACUCACUACCAUCUAGCAAAGGCAACAGCGGAACACCUUAAUACUUGUUGGAGACGUCCAGAGAAGGAGUGCCUCUCGCUACACCUGGGUCGUUGCAGCUGGGUCUUCUUUUCAGUCCUUCUACAAAGAAGAGGCUUUCAAGGAAUAUAAUAUAUGCCACAGAUUAAAAAGGUGUCAAAUGCUCGGUUAACAAUGGGAUCUACGAACCACUGAAGAGCCUCUGACAAAAGAACAGGGGACACGGGAGGAGAAAAGGAGAGGGGGAGAGAGAGAGAGAGAGAAGGGGCCCCUAUUGAAAAGAAAAGCGUAGGUUGGGUCGGGUAGGAUCAGCUUUGUGUCUGUCGGCGUGUGGUUUGGUUACAUGCUGUCCUCUCCAGGGGACAUCCUCCUUUGUGUGAGAGAUAGUUAACAAAAGACAAAGAAGAAUGGCUAAUAAACAGAGAGGAGAGUGUCGAGCGGCGGAGGAGGCGGCUGGGACUGGGAUGCCUGGUCUGGGGAGCUUAGCUGUGGGUUGCAGGGCUAGUGUGUUGCUGCUACUGGCUCUCAUGAUAACUCUGGCUCAAGGGGCCUGGCCACUGGAUCAAUCCCAGGGACAGGUGGAGGUGCUGGGGGACAUGAUGGUGGACGGACCCGGGGAGCUGGAAGCCUCCAUGCACUCCUCCAUACUGUCAGACUUCCAGGUGGUGGAGGCAGCUGUGGAGGCCUUGGAGCCGGUGGCGGAUGCUGUUCAGCAGUCUGCAGUAGGAGCAGGGGGAGUGUCAGGAUUCCCAGACUCGUCUGCUGUGGUGGGCCGGGUGUUCCAGAUGAAGGUUCCGGUGAAGACGGACUAUAGCAGGAACAUGGUGAAGAUAACUGAGUCAGGCAAGGAGACGCUACCGACAUGGCUGCAUUGGGACUGGAAGAGAAACAUCCUACAGGGUCUACCACUGGGGGAGGACAAGGGUGUCCACUAUAUCUCCGUCUCCACAUCCAACGGCAGCCAGGAUAUCUUCUCCGUCGAGGUUCACCCAGAAGAGCACGCUGACACAGACCCGAUCCAGGUAGCCAUCCAGUCAGCGUCCAACAACUCCAACAACGAGGUACAGCCAUUCGUCUGUGGCAACGAGGAGCCGGUGACGGUGCUCACAGUGAUUCUGGAUGCCGACCUGACCAAAAUGAGCUCCAGACAGAGGGUGGAGCUGCUGGGCAAGAUGAAGAAGUUCUCUGGCGUGGCGCUCCAGCACAUGAAGAUACUUCCUGUGGUCAACAACAGAUUGUUCGAUAUGUCUGCCUUCAUGGCCGGACCAGGAAAUGCCAAAAAGGUGGUGGAGAACGGAGCCCUGUUAUCCUGGAAGCUGGGCUGUUCCCUGGACCAGAGUAACGUCCCUAAUAUUAGUAGGGUCCAGGCGCCGGCUAAAGAGGGCACUAUGUCGGCUCAGUUGGGAUAUCCGGUCGUCGGUUGGCACAUCGCCAACAAGAAGCCUCAUAUCCCAAAACGGGUGAGGCGCCAGCUCAACAAUACGCCUACUCCUGUUCUAGCUUUGCUUCCCCCAACGUCUGUCGUCGAGCCCCCUGUUCGCAUUGUACCCACCCUAUCGUCACCUGCCAUUGCUGCCCCCACAGACAGCUCUGCCCCACCCAUGAGAGGGCCUGUGCCCUUGCCCAUGAAGCCCACGAUCCGUGUCAGAGACUCUUAUUCCCACACUCCUACUCAGGGUGCACCCCUGCCAACCAGAGUGAUGGAGUCCACUAGUACCAUCUCCAUUGAACCCACCAUGACCAGGCAUACCGUUGUGGAAGCUACGCCGACACUCCCUCCACCCACCACAGUCGCCACCAGAAAGCCAACCAAGAAACCAAAGAGACCGAAGACUACUCCGAUUCCAAGGGAGCCCAAGACCACAACAGCCAAACCAGCCAGGCGCACCACCCCUUCGUCCAUCGUGCCUGACCCAAGAAACGAGAAACCAGAUCUCCGCAACCCCAUCGAUCAGGUCAAUGCCUUCGUGGGCACAUAUUUUGAAGUGAAAAUCCCAUCCGAUACUUUCUUUGACAAAGAGGACGGUACGACAGACAAGCUGAGGUUGACAUUGAGGAUGAACCACAACGAAGUGGUCGGAGAUGAUUCCUGGAUACAGUUUAAUAGCACAAGUCAGCUGCUGUACGGUCUACCUGACUCGAACCACAUCGGGAAGCACGAGUACUUCAUGCAGGCCACCGAUAAGGGCGGUCUGAACGCGAUCGACGCCUUUGAGGUCCGUGUGAACCGCUGGGCUUCCAACGAUAAGUCCCCGGUUUUGUUCCAGGCUCGCUUCCACGGGGAACCUCACCAGGUGACCAACGACAUCCACAAGAAGAUUUUGCUCAUCAAGAAACUGGCAUACUCUUUCGGGGACCGCAACAGCAGCACAGUCACCCUGAGGAACAUCACCAAGGGAUCCAUCAUGGUGGCGUGGACCAACAACAGCCUUCAACAGAACCCCUGUCCCAAGGAGCAGAUCCAGACCAUGUCCAGGAGGAUCUCUGACGCCCAGGGAAGGCCCUCCCAGACAUUCAUCUCCACCAUGGAACCUGAAUUCAAACCCAUCGACAUCAAGAUCAAAGGAACGGGUGCCUGCCGGAACUACAUGUUCGUGCCGCCAAGUGAAAUCACCAUUCCUAUACCCCCGGCCGUCACCCCGACGCUCGGCGCCGGACGCCAGAGCACGGACGACGUCUACCUCCACACGGUCAUCCCUGCAGUGGUGGUGGCAGCCAUAUUGCUGAUCGCCGGCAUCAUCGCCAUGAUCUGCUACCGUAAGAAGCGCAAGGGCAAGCUGACCAUCGAGGACCAGGCUACCUUCAUUAAGAAGGGGGUGCCCAUAAUCUUUGCAGACGAGCUUGACGACUCCAAGCCCCCUCCGUCCUCCUCCAUGCCCCUCAUCCUGCAGGAGGAGAAACCCCCACUGCCUCCGCCAGAGUACCCCAACAUGGCCAGUCCAGAGACCACCCCCCUGAACCAGGACCUUCUGGGGGAGUACACAGCUCUGAGGGAUGAGGAUCCCAAUGCCCCUCCCUACCAGCCUCCACCCCCUUUCACUGUCCCCAUGGAAGGUAAAGGAUCUCGUCCAAAGAACAUGACCCCCUACAGAUCCCCACCACCUUACGUGCCACCCUAAGGUUAGCUGGCUCCUCCAGAGGAGGAGAGGGGAAGCAGGGGGGACUUGUAACCGUCUCACACCAGUGUUGUCUGUUUGGGAGUAAGGGGUGGGAGGAGGAGGGUAGAGGCUCUGCAAAGUGGUAAUGAACUUUGGACAUUUUGGGUUGGGAGGGUUUUGUGCUGAUCUGAUCAAGGCUGAGUUAAGGUUGAACAAUGGGAGGGAGGGAGAACUAGGUGGUAGCCUCGGCAACAGUAGCCACAACAAUGACACUAUUCAGUCUCUCGUCGUCUCAUUGGCUACAGCUGAACAGCUAGAUUGAGAAGACACACCCCCUCCUGUCCCAGCAACUUUUUCUCUAUUUGAAACUAAAUGGCCUUUUUGUUUAAUUUUGUGUCUUUGGUUCUGGUUUUCUUCUGUUUUUUGACUUGACUUUAAGAUCAAACUACUUGCCUUUUUAAAUCUUCUUUUAUCUUGAAUAAUACAAGAGGACGAUAAACAAACACACUGCGGGCAAAAAGGUUUUUAAUGAUGAGAUAGAGAGUUCAAUGAAUGAAAACAAACACAACAUAAUCAUGUUGAUCUGGGACAACCCUGCAGACAGCUGAACACAAUGGCUGAUCGAUGUGGAGGUGGCUGUUUGGAUUCAAUAAGGUUUGCCUUUUAACACUAAUUGUAUAUUUUUACCCUUAUUUACACAAUGUCUCGUCAAGAUGAGCAUAACAAAGGUAGCCUAAAAGAAUAAUUAGAAAUUAGUAUAAAAAAAUAAAUAUUUUGUUUUAUUUUUUUCUAAACUUAUAUCUUUUAAGGUUAGAUUAGAUUAGAUAGAUAGAUAGAUAGAUAGAUAGAUAGAUAGAUAGAUAGAUAGAUAGAUAGAUAGAUAGAUAGAUAGAUAGAUAGAUAGAUAGAUAGAUAGAUAGAUAGAUAGAUAGAUAGAUAGAUAGGAUUGUUUUGGUGGCGGUGGAGCAGAUCUCCUGACUGAAAUAGCCUGCAGGAUCUCAUUUUCUCCCGAUCAGAAAGGAACGGUACACUUAGUAGGUAGGCCUAGUCAGGGUUAAUGAACGUUAACAUGGAAGGCAAUGACAACCAGAUGGUUGCCCUGGCCUUGUUAUUACCAGAUGGUUACCCUGGCCUGGUUAUUACCAGAUGGUUACCCUGGCCUGGUUAUUACCAGAUGGUUACCCUGGCCUGGUUAUUACCAGAUGGGUACCCUGGCCUUGUUAUUACCAGAUGGUUACCCUGGCCUGGUUAUUACCAGAUGGGUACCCUGGCCUGGUUAUUACCAGAUGGUUACCCUGGCCUGGUUAUUACCAGAUGGUUACCCUGGCCUGGUUAUUACCAGAUGGUUAGCCUGGCCUGGUUAUUACCAGAUGGUUACCCUGGCCUGGUUAUUACCAGAUGGUUACCCUGGCCUGGUUAUUACCAGAUGGUUACCCUGGCCUGGUUAUUACCAGAUGGUUAGCCUGGCCUGGUUAUUACCAGAUGGUUAGCCUGGCCUGGUUAUUACCAGAUGGGUACCCUGGCCUGGUUAUUACCAGAUGGUUAGCCUGGCCGGGUUAUUACCAGAUGGGUACCCUGGCCUGGUUAUUACAAGAUGGGUACCCUGGCCUGGUUAUUAUUAUUAGAUCUCUUGUUUUUACUUUGCCUGAGUUUCCCAAAGCCACCCAAAAUCAUUCAAGAGAGAAAAAUAACACAAUACAAUGCCCCUUUUUUACUAUUCUUGUUUAAAAUGGGUUAAAAUGAGUAUCAUAAUCCGAAUAUGGUCAUAACAUUGACAAUUUGAAUGCCAUUUUGCCUUUAUGGUGAUGCGACAAGUGUCUUCUGUAAAUAACGAUGGAUCGGCCUGUGUGUAUUUUUAGUCCAAAAAAAAACGUUUUGUGUAAAUCAGAUGUGGAAAAAAGCCUCCUGCAGUUUAUUUUAGACAAGGGGGUCAUUAUUUUUUUAUGUAGUGAUGAUGCUCUUGUUUUCACAGCAUACAGUUUAGGGCUGUUGAGAGUGAUUGAGAAUGUCCUGAAAGGGAUACAGCAUGUAUUCACAACUCAAAUGUCAUUGUUGAGAGGAGGGUAGGAGAGUUAGAGGGAGAGAAAGAAAGAAAUGGGAAUAUCCCAAUUACAAGAUUACCAGAAAACACAUAAAAAAAUGGUUAAUAAAAUCUCUAUCUAAUUUUUUACACCGUUUUUGAUACAGCAUCAAAUUGUUUUAAAAAAAAAUCUAUAAAUACAUGAAUAGUGUACUGCAAUUUGUAAAAUAUUAGAGUAGAGAAUUGAUUCCUUAUUAUAUACCUUUUCUCAUUGGUCACCUAUUUCAAGGGAUUAUUUUACAUGUUUUGCCAUAUUGUCGAAUUGAAAUGCACCUCCUGUUAUACAGUCGGAAUGACCUGUUUUAUUUCAUGUUCAAAUUCUUCUUCACUGACGACUUUGAAAGUGACCCUUUGCAAUAAUGUAAGGUGCUCCCUGGUGGUGGUGGUGAGUGGUCAAUGCAGGUUAGAUGAGUGAUGAUGUACUACACGCAUAAUGAUGAUGAUGCGCACGCAUAAUGAUGAUGAUGAUGUACACGCAUAAUGAUGAUGAUGAUGAUGAUGUACACGCAUAAUGAUGAUGAUGAUGAUGUACACGCAUAAUGAUGAUGAUGAUGAUGUGCACGCAUAAUGAUGACGAUGUACCUACAUAGUUUGUUUUUGUCAGAAACCAAGUGUUGCUUUUUGAGUGUCCAUUUAUUAUGGAAGCCGACCUCCGUCUAUCUAUAUCCAGAUAAUACUUCUUCACACGUUUGAAAUUCUAAUCCAACAAGUCCCAAUAGUAUUUCGAAUGAAUGAAUCAUCUAUAUUUAUAUAUAUAUAACAGAGUGGAUUAUGAUGGUAUAUCUUGCUUGGUAUGUUGCCGUACAUUAUAAUAUAGAGAUGUAUUUUUUAUGGAUGAGUUUGGGUUAUAAUUGGUUUUCUAAUGCUUCCCCAUAUUGAUGAGACAAUAUGGCUACGUCCAUAGAGGUUUCAUUAAGACGUGUUAUCCAUCUAUCUAAUCACGUCAGCCAUUUUGACACCUCUUGAUUCCUGUCACAGUAACUGGUUCAUAAUUCUGUCUCCUUGAACUAAAACUGGUAUUAUUCAUCUUGACUAGAUGACACAUUUUUGACGUGGAACCUGGAACCGUUCAAAAAAACAUGUUGGUAGAUCUCCAUUCAGUUCAAUGUUUCCAUCAGACUCACCGCCAUGAAAUACAGAUUAGGUUUAUGAGUUAUAUGUAAAAUAACUUGCUGACCCCCCCCCGCGUCCACAGAUCAUGUCAUCACUUCAGCUAUUUUGAUUUCUGACGAGGAACAAGCUGCAGUAGGUGUCCUAGAUGGUUUAUCCCAAUAGGGUUGUUAGUUAGUCAAAUAAUAAAUAUAUAGUUACAUAUGACAGUUACUGAGAUCGACAAAGAUUUUGUCCCCACGUUUGAGUGAGAUUUAUAGAACAAUAGGUAAGUAGAUAGUACAAGGACGUUUUUUUGGUUUAUAUAUAUUUUUUAGUGGCGUAGUCAUUUCAGCAUUAAGUUCCAUUCAUUCGUUAGGCUAGCAAAAGAAUCGGCCUUAGUUACACUGAGUCAAAUCCUAACUUAAGAUAAGCACGUGUGACACACACUCAAGCACACAUGUUGUGUUAAAACCCGUACAUGUCCAUAAGUGAAAGUGUUAGUGACGUGUGUUUCUCAAAUUCGGGUUUUAAUCCCGUUUGACUCAAAUUAAGAGGAGAUGAUGAUGUUCAGAUUGUGCAAAGCUUAACGGAGAAGAAACCAACGAUGCAAAAAAAAAAUUAAAAAAUGUAAUCGCAGUCGGUAACUGGUUCAAAUGCCUUGUUGACAGAAUAUCAUAUCUGUUGGCUACAUUUCAGUUACAUUUCAGUUGCAUUACAGUUCAGAUAUCAGCAACGGUAUUGCAAAAGAUAUGGAAUCCACAAAAAAAAAACAUUAUUCUUUUCAUUUAGGACACGAUAGCUGUCCUGAAAGAUACACGUUAAGGCGUGUCAAACUUUACGUUUUGUUUAAGCCGAAGGACGAGUGCCCUCCAUCGCAUUAGCUUUUCUGUGUUGUUCAUUUUCUUUCAUUAGAUUUCCUUCUUUUUUUUGCCCAUUUGAAAUGUAGAGAUUGGUGUGUGUGUGUGUCAAAUCAAAUCAGCCUUAGAAAUGAAUUUCUUCAUAUGCAGCGAGCAGGACUGACUGAAGGCCUCCUACGCCCUGACAAGGUGCAUAUUUUACUAUAUUAUUUUGUUUGCUAUAGAGAAUGUUUUCUUCAUUUAGUUUUUACAUUCAUGAGUGAAUUGGUACUUACAAUUGGAAUAAUGAUGAUAGUAACAAUAGUGAUAGUGAUGAUUAUAAGAAUUACAAGAAUAAUAUGGUUAUCAUAAUGGUUUCAGGGGGACAUUAUACACUGUUUGUCCUUCAUUUUUGUCAUUUUGUUACUUGAAAUACCUGUUUCCACCCCCACCGCCUUCCCAAUAAAAAUGGGACUCCUCUGGUUCGUAAACAAAAUGGUUGCCAAAGUACAGCGCAGUGAAAAGUUAUUUUGGCUUGUCUUAACACAUUGCCACGUAUCAGACAGACGUUCAAUUGACAUGCUAAAACACAUGACAAAGAGCUAGCCUCUCUGUAAGCCACCCCAUGGGGAAGAAGGAAGGAGUGAGGAAUUAGAGGGAUGAUACCCCAUGGGGAAGGAGGGAGGAAUUAGAGGGAUGAUACCCCAUGGGGAGGAAUUAGAGGGAUGAUACCCCAUGGGGAGGAAUUAGAGGGAUGAUACCCCAUGGGGAGGAUUUAGAGGGAUGAUACCCCAUGGGGAGGAUUUAGAGGGAUGCUACCCCAUGGGGAAGGAGGAAGGAGGGAGGAUUUAGAGGGAUGUUACCCCAUGGGGAAGGAGGAAGGAGGGAGGAAUUAGAGGGAUGAUACCCCAUGGGGAGGAUUUAGAGGGAUGCUACCCCAUGGGGAAGGAUGGAGGAAUUAGAGGGAUGAUACCCCAUGGGGAGGAAUUAGAGGGAUGAUACCCCAUGGGGAAGGAGGGAGGAAUUAGAGGGAUGAUACCCCAUGGGGAGGAAUUAGAGGGAUGAUACCCCAUGGGGAAGGAGGGAGGAAUUAGAGGGAUGAUACCCCAUGGGGAGGAAUUAGAGGGAUGCUACCCCAUGGGGAAGAAGGAAGGAGUGAGGAAUUAGAGGGAUGAUACCCCAUGGGGAAGGAGGGAGGAAUUAGAGGGAUGCUACCCCAUGGGGAAGGAGGGAGGAAUUAGAGGGAUGAUACCCCAUGGGGAGGAAUUAGAGGGAUGAUACCCCAUGGGGAGGAAUUAGAGGGAUGAUACCCCAUGGGGAAGAAGGGAGGAAUUAGAGGGAUGAUACCCCAUGGGGAGGAAUUAGAGGGAUGAUACCCCAUGGGGAGGAAUUAGAGGGAUGAUACCCCAUGGGGAAGAAGUGAGGAAUUAGAGGGAUGAUACCCCAUGGGGAAGAAGUGAGGAAUUAGAGGGAUGAUACCCCAUGGGGAAGAAGUGAGGAAUUAGAGGGAUGAUACCCCAUGGGGAGGAAUUAGAGGGAUGAUACCCCAUGGGGAGGAUUUAGAGGGAUGAUACCCCAUGGUGAGGAUUUAGAGGGAUGCUACCCCAUGGGGAAGGAGGAAGGAGGGAGGAUUUAGAGGGAUGUUACCCCAUGGGGAAGGAGGAAGAAGUGAGGAAUUAGAGGGAUGAUACCCCAUGGGGAGGAAUUAGAGGGAUGAUACCCCAUGGGGAGGAAUUAGAGGGAUGAUACCCCAUGGGGAGGAUUUAGAGGGAUGAUACCCCAUGGGGAGGAAUUAGAGGGAUGAUACCCCAUGGGGAGGAUUUAGAGGGAUGCUACCCCAUGGGGAAGGAGGAAGGAGGGAGGAAUUAGAGGGAUGCUACCCCAUGGGGAAGGAGGGAGGAAUUAGAGGGAUGAUACCCCAUGGGGAGGAAUUAGAGGGAUGAUACCCCAUGGGGAGGAAUUAGAGGGAUGAUACCCCAUGGGGAGGAAUUAGAGGGAUGAUACCCCAUGGGGAGGAAUUAGAGGGAUGAUACCCCAUGGGGAAGGAGGGAGGAAUUAGAAGGAUGAUACCCCAUGGGGAGGAAUUAGAGGGAUGAUACCCCAUGGGGAGGAAUUAGAGGGAUGAUACCCCAUGGGGAGGAAUUAGAGGGAUGAUACCCCAUGGGGAGGAAGGAAGGAGUGAGGAUUUAGAGGGAUGAUACCCCAUGAAUGCACCAAUUUGUAAGUCGCUCUGGAUAAGAGCGUCUGCUAAAUGACUUAAAUGUAAAUGGGGAAGAAGGAAGGAGGAAAUAGAGGGAAGCUAAAUAAGACUGAGAAAAUGCAUAUUGAAGGAAAAAGGUUUUCCAUCUGGAGCGGUCGGGAAAAGCCUGACUAUUGUCCUUGACCACAGGGAACUUACGACCAAGAGAAGAGGGCCGUACACACGUAUGAAUGCUUGAGUAAACAAUGCAUGGUGAAAAAUGCAUUUUUCUUCUCCUGUGUUUUAAUAACAUUGUUUUAUUUAUGCCACUAGACACUGUAUGUUGAAAUCUUGUAUUAAAAAAAAAAAAAAAAAAAAACUGUUUUCACCCAA
Messenger RNA from Salvelinus fontinalis (brook trout), 10161 nucleotides. RefSeq names its product dystroglycan 1-like. The transcript is spliced from 3 exons. Gene Ontology annotation, biological process: axon guidance; muscle attachment; morphogenesis of an epithelium. Bases 891 to 3602 code for a protein of 903 amino acids. The record is from RefSeq and is a predicted model, not a curated record. Gene Ontology annotation, molecular function: calcium ion binding; laminin binding. Lineage: Eukaryota; Metazoa; Chordata; Actinopteri; Salmoniformes; Salmonidae. Gene Ontology annotation, cellular component: basement membrane; dystroglycan complex; dystrophin-associated glycoprotein complex.